Calypte anna (Anna's hummingbird) is the source of this 5903-nucleotide messenger RNA. It is a transcript of the gene GTF2A1, whose product is annotated as general transcription factor IIA subunit 1. Gene Ontology annotation, biological process: transcription by RNA polymerase II; transcription initiation at RNA polymerase II promoter. Bases 261 to 1397 code for a protein of 378 amino acids. The transcript has 9 exons. Gene Ontology annotation, cellular component: transcription factor TFIIA complex. The record is from RefSeq and is a predicted model, not a curated record. NCBI's taxonomy places the organism in Eukaryota, Metazoa, Chordata, Aves, Apodiformes, Trochilidae.
GUCCCCCUCUCGCCCUGGCCGCUCGCGCAGCUGCUCGGCUCUCGCUAUAUAAAGGGGCGAAGCGGGCAGAGCGGGCGGCUGGCGGCGGCGGCUGCAGCCCCAGGGCCGGCGAACCAGGCCGGGCCAGGCCAGGCCAGGCCGCGGGGCGGCCCCUGAGCCGGGGCGGGACGCGCGGGCUGUGGGGGGACGCAGCCGGGCAGGUUUAUUGUUUUAGGGGCGACUCCCCCCCGCGGUUGGGGGCGUCCCGGGGGGCUCGGGACAUGGCGAGCUCGACUAACACAAACCCCGUGCCUAAAUUGUACAGAUCUGUAAUUGAAGAUGUCAUCAAUGAUGUCAGAGAAGUUUUUCUGGAUGAAGGAGUUGAUGAACAAGUUCUUAUGGAACUCAAAACACUGUGGGAGAACAAGCUCAUGCAGUCCAAGGCUGUAGAUGGCUUCCAUUCAGAAGAGCAGCAGCUUUUGUUGCAGGUGCAACAGCAGCAACAGCAGCAGCAGCAGCAACAGCAGCAUCAUCACCACCACCAUCACACACAACCUCAGCCGCAGCAGACUGUGCAGCAGCAGUCUCAGCCACAACAGGUCCUUAUUCCAGCGUCUCAGCAAGCACCUCAGCAGCAGGUUAUUGUGCCAGAUUCCAAGCUGAUACCGCAUAUGAAUGCAUCGGGCAUGAGUGCUGCAGCCACUGCAGCUACAUUGGCUCUCCCUGCUGGUGUUACUCCUGUUCAGCAGAUACUUACAAAUUCAGGCCAGAUCCUCCAAGUAGUUAGAACUGCAAAUGGAGCUCAGUAUAUCAUUCAGCCACAGCAGCCAGUUGUUCUACAGCAGCAGGUUAUACCACAAAUGCAGCCUGGUGGAGUACAGGCACCUGUCAUACAGCAGGUUUUGGCUCCUAUCCCUGGAGGGCUUUCCCAGCAGACAGGAGUGAUUAUUCAGCCUCAGCAGAUCCUGUUUACAGGAAAUAAAACACAAGUCAUACCUACAACAGUGGCUGCCCCUACAACAGCUCAAGCACAGAUUCCUGCAGCUGGUCAGCAGCAACCACAACAACAACAGGCACAACCACAAGCACCACUUGUUCUCCAAGUUGAUGGAGCAGGGGACACAUCAUCUGAAGAAGAAGAAGAUGAGGAAGAAGACUAUGAUGAUGAUGAAGAAGAAGACAAAGAGAAAGAUGGGGGUGAAGAUGGACAAGUUGAAGAGGAGCCUCUUAACAGUGAAGAUGAUGUGAGUGAUGAGGAAGGACAAGAACUGUUUGAUACAGAAAAUGUUGUUGUGUGCCAGUAUGAUAAGAUCCAUAGAAGUAAAAACAAAUGGAAGUUUCAUCUCAAAGAUGGCAUCAUGAAUCUUAAUGGAAGAGAUUAUGUAUUUUCCAAAGCCAUUGGGGAUGCAGAAUGGUGAAGUUUUAAAAGACAAAACAAAAAAAACUCCCUGUAAAAGGAAAAAAAAAUCAAAAGCAGGAAAGGUUGAGACUUGGACAUAUACUCCAACCAAAUGUGUAUCUGCACAUCUGAGAUAAGAAACAAAAGUAUUGGAACAAAGGAAAAAUGUGGCAACAAAGACACUACUUCAGAUGAGCAAGCCAUGGACUGUAACAGCUAUAGCAUUGUCUGGGAGCUGGUUUUGUGUGUUAGGAAUACCUUAAUUAUCAAUUCUACAUACAGGUACCUACAGCUGGUAUUUAGCAUGUAAGGCUUUGUUCCCCCCCUCCCUUUUUCCCUUGAUUUAAGAUUUUAAAAUACUUCUUCCACUGAUUGAAGGAACUCUUCCCUUUGAUAGGUUAUUAAUCUGAAAACGCUUAUUGUGUGUACCAAUCUUUGCUUUGAACACUUCCUUUUGGUAGUGAGGAUGGUCAGAAUGUUACUUAAACUGCGUGCAAGCUUUGUACAGAAGGGUAAGAAUUAAGGUGUUAAAUUUUAAAUAACUUGUAUAAGGAAAAUAUUUUUAAUUCUGAUAUGCUCAUUAAUUAUUAUAUCUAUUUGUUGUUCAAUUCAGUUCCCCAUAAACAGGUUGUUGUUCCUAGCAGUUAUUAAAUGAAAAAUGAUCAUUUAUAUUUCAAAAUUAUUUUAAUUUCAUGUAAGUAAUAUCUUUUAUUUAGGGCUGUAUUUUUAAAUGCUAAGCACCUGUAGCUCCCCCUGCCCCCCAAAAGUCAGAUUGCUUAACUUGUUAAUUAUAUUCUUGCUGUUUGGUGGUGGCUCAGCAUCACUGAACUGGAGCAAAUAAUACAGUUGUUUUUCUGUUUUUUUUUAAAGGCUUUGGAGAACUUUUGAAUCAAAUGUGUAGGUAAUGGCAUAAUAGAUGCAUUCUUUCACCUGCUUAUUACAUUUGUAGUCCAGACAUCCACAAGUAAUUCUACAGACCACAAGAAUGACUAAAGUUUUAAUAUAGGAAAGUCACAUAAAAAUUCUAAUAUCCUGGCUGCAACUCUGUUAAUCAAAGAUCUGCUUUACUAAAAAAUAUAGCCAUAAGUUACCUGCAGCAGUUAAUCUCUCUGAAGUUUCCAGGUGGCAUGUAAUUUCAGGAAGAGACCUGCACAGCUUUGAGGAUGCAGAUUUUGUCAGAGCAUUUUUAGACUGUCAUGGUGACAGAAGAUGAAGCAGUUGGGUGCACUAAACCAGUCAGAUUUUCACUUGCCUUUUCCAGAGAUGUGGUUUCAUGGUGGUUUUGGUUUGUUUUUUUUCCUUUGUGAAAAGCAACAAGGUUGCUCCCCCUUCUUCCCUUCCUCUCCUGAGGAGUGAACACCAUAGGUUGCUCUUGCAAAUCCUGCAAAACUGCUUUGAGAAAUGCAGUUACUUUUGAACAAGGAGAGGGAAUGGGCAUUAUAUUUAGAAACUGUUGAGGAAGAAAUGUUCUUCUGGCUCACCGUUUCAAAAAAACUGUUUCAUUAGGUGCUUAGAGGGGUGAUGCAAAAGGACACAGCAAGGAUAAUUUGAACUAAAUUGGGGAAGUCUUUCAGAAGCAGACAUUUGAACCAUGAUAUCUGACCUUUUUUGCUUGAGAAUGAAACUUUUUAAACAUUAUUUACAAAGUCACAAAUAUAUUUUAGUAGUGUAUGACAAUGGCUGUAAUUUUCAUUCUCUCUGAUUAACUUGCUUCCAAGUGCACUCAUGGUCUCAGUAGUAUGUGGAAAACUAAAAACACACGUGGUAAAGAGAGGGUUUUUCUGCUGUGGUUUUGUACAUCUGUGCUCUCGUUGAUGCAGAUUAAAACUGCCUGUAGGCUACGUCUAGAGGCCUUGUGGCUGUUAGUAAGCCAUCCACAGGCAGCAGUUUCAGGAAAAGUUAAUUGAUGUUUCUUCUAAUUCAUUCUGAAGUAAUGAAAUCUUCAUUUAGAGUGCAUUUCUGGCUUAGGGCUUCAAGGUAUCUCAAACUGAUUGGCGCUUGCUUUCUUCUGAACAAAGCAAAUACUUUAUUUUUUUUACCACUGUUGACACUUCUAUGUACAAUUGCAAUGAAAUCAAUACUGUACCAACCAAUUCCUUCCCUCACUUCUUCCACAUCUGUUACCAGUAAGUCUUACGUAGUGGAUUUCAGAAAAAUUUCCGUAACAUUGCACAACCAAACCAAUAAAAGGAAAAAAAUAUCCCUUCAGUUAUAGAUUCCUGUUUAUACUACUGGAACCCAGAUUACUUGUACAACACUUUGUUUUCAUUCACCUUAGUGUUUUUUUUUCACCCACAUACAUAUACUAGAAGCUGCAUAGCCUUUUUAUUUAUUAAGAGAUAGCAGAACCUUAACGGUAAUUUAAGUUUAGCCUGUUCUGAAGGAUGCUAGAAGCUUUCUGAACUUGCACAGUCUCUUGCAAACUAAUUGUAUGGUAUGCUUUUCAUAUAAGUCUUGUCUUCAAAUAGGAAUACCUGUGAAGUUUUCAGAAAGCCAGUCAAACAUUAACGCACCAAACUGUGCUCUUAUUGCUACAUCAAGUGUUCCUUUUUUAAAUCAAAAAGCAUGUUAUAAUUUCAUUUUAUUGUAGCAGCUUGCUGUAAGAAUGUAGUUUGCUUAAUUUUAUUAUUAUACUUGAAUUUUUAAUCAUAGUUUUAACAGUGUAACUGAACAGAUCAUUUCAUUAGGUUCCAAAGAAACCAUUCCUUUCAGAGGGCAAGGGACUCCCAUGUUCAUAGUUCAUAAAUGAUUCCUCCCCCAUCAUUCCCCCCUGGAAGUAGGUUUUUGGUUGUUGAGGUUUUUGUGGGUUGAUUUGUUUUUGGGUUUUUUUGUUGUUGUUGUUGUUCCCCCCAUUUAAAUAGUUCAGUAUUAACGAAACAAUUGAUUUCAAGAGGGCUUAUGUUAAAAUUUGCACAGAUAAUGGAGCACCUUUUUAUGAUGGAAAAAAUGGGGAAAUGUAACUUCGUAAUUAUAACCAUGAUGGCUGAUGGAAACUUGUAUAGCAACUGGGCAAAAUUAAAAGUCUUGUGCCUUUUCAGUUUGCAGAAUACCUGUUUUGCCAGUAUGACAGUACUCUUACUUGAUUCCUGAGAGAGUGAAUUUCCUUGCAGUGCUUCAAUCAGAAAAGCAACUUUUUUUGCUCUAAUUCUGUUGUAUUUUAGUGUGUGCAAUCAUUUUAAAACACCUAAGUUGAAUGCAAAAUAUGUUUUCUUUUAAGGAGGUAAUAGAGAAUUUAGUCACUUAAGGAACUUUAUAUUGGACUAUUUAAAUAAAAUAUGUUUUUAUUCCCCCUCAGUUGCUGGUUAGUGACAAGAUUUCUUAGAGGCUUCAUACUCCUUGUUCAUGAAUUAUACUCACAAGUUGCAUUUGAACAUAAUUCAGUUUCCUAAACACAAUUUAAAGUUAUAAUUGUGGUCAGAGUUUAUUUCCAAGAAUAUGAUAUGUGAUUCUGAAGCACAGUUUCUAGAAGAGAGCAAAGAACUUGUUGUGUCAUAUAAUAGACUUUUUUUUUUUACUAUAAAUUUUUUUUUUCUAUUUCUGCUGCACAGUUAGUGUGUUAAAGUAAUCUUAAUUGAGUCUGUGAAAGUAAUUCCACUGUCUGACAGAUAGGAGUAAUUGUGUCACCACAUUAACACUACCUGAGUAAAAUUUCUUAAUUCCAGUGAAGGACUUAGAGACCUCAUUAACUGAAGUUCAUUUUGAUUCAAUCUCUUCAAUUUGCAAAAGCUCCUUUGAAAACAAUGAAUUCCCUGCCUCUCAUUUCCCCCAAAGGAAAAGCUUCCUUAAUAGAACACAGUAAGAUGUCCAGGAAGUGAGCAGAGGUUUUAGGAUAAUGCACACUGGAUUGGUACUGGGCUGCCUUACUCAGCAUCGUGGGGUUUACUGUGCAGCACUCCACCCCACCUAAGCACCCACAACUGAAAUUAGAGUUCUUUACAGACUUUUGAGAUUAGUGACUAUACAAGAUGAAGAGACUUGCUCAUUGUUAUGUAUUGGUGUCUGGCAUUUAAAGUCUCGUUUUCCCAUUACUGUGAUUGUUUGGGAAAUGUGUAAAAUCCAUUGGUUUCCCUGUUGUCGACUUUUUUCAGGCAGUUCAAGCAGUGUGUCUUCUAUUAUUUGGUGGAUUAGACAUUGUGGAACAAAAGGAACUUUUAUUUAACAGGAAGAGCUAUCUUGGGUUAGCUGUGUGUACAGUCAUCCAAUGAGAUAUGUUCCAGAGUGCAUAGGGUACCAAUAGAUUACGGAGUGGGGGAAUAUCCUUUUUUGCUGUUCUGACCUACUAUUGUCAACUGCUGUUGUACAUAUACUGUUAUGUGUAAGGGGGUAAAUAUAUUUAUUAUGUUUGUAAAAUUCAUUCUGUACAAUUGCAGAUCAAGGUUGCUCCUCUGUGAUAUACAGGAUAUUAUGUUUCAAAGGCCAUGCUUGGAAUACGAUUAGAGAACUUAGUAUUUUGAUGUACUAAGACCUAUUUUAAGUUUAAUAUUUUGCCUUUGCAAAAACUUUAAUUAAAGAUGUUAUUUAAAAA